AUGAGCGACGAUGGUCCUUUUGGACCUGUUGUCAACGGCACCCGGAUCGUCUUCUACGAGUAUCGACCAAACAAAGCCGCAGGCUUCUCUUUUAUUGUUCUGUUCGGGCUUGCUACUCUAGGAUACCUGGCGUACUUCUUCCCGCUUCGGGCGUGGUUCUUUAUCCCGUUCAUCCUGGACGCCAUUGGGGAGGCAUUCGGCUACUAUGGUCGUGCCUGGGCAUCUGACAAUCCAGAUUCCGCUAGUCCCUUCAUCAUGCAGAACCUCCUUAUCCUCUCUUCGCCGCCAUUCCUCGCCGCGACCAUCUACAUGACUCUCGGACGCAUCAUCACUGCCCUCGAGGCACAACGACAUGCCCUGAUUAGCACGCGUUGGUUGACGAAGAUCUACGUCCUUAUCGACAUCGGCUGCAUCGUGACCUAA
Messenger RNA from Rhinocladiella mackenziei CBS 650.93, 423 nucleotides. RefSeq lists its product as uncharacterized. Gene Ontology annotation, cellular component: membrane. The coding region runs from base 1 to 423 and encodes 140 amino acids. The record is from RefSeq and is a predicted model, not a curated record. The transcript is spliced from 2 exons. NCBI's taxonomy places the organism in Eukaryota, Fungi, Ascomycota, Eurotiomycetes, Chaetothyriales, Herpotrichiellaceae.